AUGUCAUCAAACGAUAAUACUGAACCAAAGAAACUUUAUGACGAUUUAAAUUUAAUUUUUAAAAAUAAUCCAAAUAUAAAUGAAAUUGGAUUUGUAAUUUCAACUAAAGAUUAUGAUGGAUUAGAGAAUAAACCAUUUGUAGUUGUAGAAAAUAAACUUGGGUUUUCAUUUUUAUGGUUAACUAAACUAUAUUCAUUUUGUUUUCAUAGAUUUAUAGAGUUAAAGAAUGAUUUUGAUUCAUUAAUAAACGAAUUUUUAAAAAUAAAAGUGGAUGAUACAAUUUUCAAAAGCACCAGUGACUUAAUUGAAAAGUUAAUAGAAGCUACAAGAAAUGUUUUAUCAAUUAAUGCUGAAAAUGUAACUGCUUUAAAUCAAAGAAAAAAAUUAAUUAUUUUAGAAAUGGUAGAUCACCAAACUGAAAUUAAUUUAUUAAAUUUAAUAUUUACAAAACACCCAAAAAGUGGCGAAGGUUGGGCUCAUAGAAAGUGGAUAUAUACAGAUUAUUAUAAAAAAACAAAUCAAUAUCUCUCUUAUCAAAUCGAGUUGGAUGUUUGUAAAAGAGUUGCUGAAAUCUAUCCAAAGAAUUAUUAUGCAUGGACUCACAGAUGGUGGAUACUUAAAAACCUUUCAAUUGAAUUGUUUCUUAAAGAUUUAGAAUUAAUGGAAGAUUGGAUUAAAAGAAAUAUUUCAGAUUAUUGUGGAUAUCACCAUAGAUAUUUAAUUUUAACAACUUUAUUUAAAAUUUUUUUUAAUAUUAAAGAUGGAAAAGAUCCUCAAAUUGAUGAAAUCGAAUUUUCUAAUCAAGUCUUAAAUGAAAACUUAUUUUUAGAAAUAUGGUCAAAAGAAUUUAAAUUUAUUGAAAAGGUUAUUAAAAUGUAUCCAGGUCACGAAUCACCAUGGAAUUAUAAAAGAACCAUAUCACUAUUUUGGUUGGAAAAUAGCGAACUUAUUAGCAAAUCGUCACAUUCAAAUUUAUUAUUACCAAUAACAAGUGUCUAUAAAGAAUGUUUAUUUGUUCAUUCUAUAAUUCAAGAUAAUGAAUCUUCAUAUUAUUUAAAACAAAAAUCAUUUGCUGAGGAUUAUUUAUCUUCAAUUUACCAGGUAUAUAAUAAAGAUUAUUUGGGUGAUAGUAACUUUAAUUUAGAAACUUUAAAACAAAACUAUACAAAACUAAUAACACAAUUAAAAAAAUCAAAUCCAGAUAAAAUUAAUGUAUUUGAUUAUAAAAUAAAUAAAUUCACAAAAUAA
Dictyostelium purpureum is the source of this 1248-nucleotide messenger RNA. RefSeq lists its product as uncharacterized. Gene Ontology annotation, biological process: protein prenylation. Gene Ontology annotation, cellular component: cytoplasm. The transcript has 6 exons. NCBI's taxonomy places the organism in Eukaryota, Evosea, Eumycetozoa, Dictyosteliales, Dictyosteliaceae. The record is from RefSeq and is a predicted model, not a curated record. Gene Ontology annotation, molecular function: protein prenyltransferase activity. The coding region runs from base 1 to 1248 and encodes 415 amino acids.